Girardinichthys multiradiatus is the source of this 1361-nucleotide messenger RNA. RefSeq names its product enoyl CoA hydratase domain containing 3 (gene echdc3). The record is from RefSeq and is a predicted model, not a curated record. Gene Ontology annotation, cellular component: mitochondrion. Bases 183 to 1022 code for a protein of 279 amino acids. The transcript has 7 exons. Gene Ontology annotation, molecular function: hydro-lyase activity. NCBI's taxonomy places the organism in Eukaryota, Metazoa, Chordata, Actinopteri, Cyprinodontiformes, Goodeidae.
GCAGUGUUUUGUGUAGGGGUGUUUCUGUAGUCCAGCUCAGCAGGUGGACACCGCUGCUGUCCGCUCCUCGGUGUUACUCUCAGUCGGAACCAGAACCGCUGACACUGAGGCAACAGAACCACGGAAUCAGACGGCUGUCAGCAUCACUUGAGGAGGGAAGUGGUCCAUGAGGGUCUUUCUGCAUGGAGUUUGCAUGUUCUCCCCGUCCAUGCUUCGGUUCUCUCCGGAUACUCCGACUUCCUCCCACAGUCCAAAAAUAUGGCUGGAGGAUCAUUUUAAACAACCCUAAGAAAAGGAACGCUCUGUCCUUAUCCAUGCUGGAAACCCUUCGAGAGAACAUCCUGACUGAUGUUGACAGCGAAGAUCUCCGAGUCAUCAUCAUAUCAGCCAAAGGUCCAGUGUUCUCGUCAGGACAUGACCUGAAGGAGCUGACAUCUGCUCGGGGCCGAGAGUACCACAUGAAGGUGUUCCAAACCUGCUCAGAGGUGAUGGCUCUGAUACAAGACAUACCUGUUCCAGUGAUCGCCAUGGUAAACGGCGUUGCCACGGCAGCCGGUUGCCAGCUGGUCGCCAGUUGUGACAUCGCUGUAGCGACUGAGAAGUCCACCUUUGCCACUCCGGGUGUCAACGUAGGUCUGUUCUGCUCGACACCGGCAGUGGCCAUCGGCAGAGCGGUGCCAAGAAAGCAGGUUGCCAUGGAGAUGUUACUGACAGGGACUCCUAUCUCAGCCCAUGAUGCUCUGUUACAUGGACUGAUUAGUAAGGUGGUGCCAGAAGACCGAUUGGAGGAGGAGACCUUGGGCAUCGCCCAACGAGUGUGUCAGUCCAGUCGACCUGUUGUUGCUCUUGGCAAGGCCACAUUCCAAAGGCAAAUGGCUCAAGGCAGGGAUGCAGCGUAUGCUACAGCCUCCAAGGUGAUGGUGGACAACCUGGCUCUUAGAGAUGGGCAGGAGGGGAUCCAGGCCUUCAUAGAGAAACGCAAGGCCAUGUGGAGCCAUAAACCUGAAAAUGUUCAUGACUGAUUAACUCUUGGAGAGAUUAUGACUUACUGAAAGUCUUUGUUUGUGUGGAUUGACUGGAACAAAUCAUGUGUGACUUGUUGAACUGAACUAUUUUCUGCUAGUAAAGUAAACAUUUGCAGAAUGACCAAGACCUUAAGUUUGUUUAGCUCUGACUAAAUUACAGAUUCACCAUGUGUCUUAAGAGCUGCAGUUCCAACCCACUUUUGGGUGAUUAGGCAGCAGGUUUAUUAUGUUAAUGCUGCUCUUCAAAACACAAAUCAGUUUAUCUUGAAUUUAUAGUUUCUUGUACUAGUAAAAUGGUUCAAUUUAGUGAUGAAUUAAAUAAAAUUUGUUCUAUAA